CGGCGUUUUUACUGAUUCAAGAGUGACUGGUGGAAACGAGGAACUCACCUCUUGGCAUUUGGGCGGUAUCUUCACAUUUUACCUGAUAUAAACCAAGCAAAGGAAAAUUGACAGCCUGGCAUUGAAACAGAGAAUAUGAACUACCUGCCGGAUGACAACUCCAGGUACAACGACGUUGACUACUGGGAUGAAAGAUACAAGACGGAGCAGAGUUUUGACUGGUUGGGCUGCUUUUCUAAAUUCAAGCACCUUCUGGAAAAACACGUCAAGCAAGAAGACUCUAUACUAAUACUUGGUUGUGGAAACAGCAGUAUGAGUGGAGAUAUGUACAGUGCCGGUUACCGCUCCAUCACCAACAUAGACUACUCCUCUGUGUGCAUCAGUACAAUGGGUGCCAGGUACAGCCACUGCCCGGGAAUGACCUGGCAACAGAUGGACGUGCGCCAACUCUCCUUUCCUGAAGCGUCCUUUGAUGUCAUUCUUGAGAAGGCCACGCUGGACGCCAUCAUGGUGGAAGAGAAGUCACCUUGGGAGGUGUCUCCUGACACCGCCUGUUUCAUUCACCAAGCACUCACAGAGGUACAAUUCAAAACUGAUGAGGGUUAAAUGUUUCUUGAACUAAGAUGAGACUAAGGUCAGAAAUCCUUGCCAAAAUGUAUUGAUUUUUGGCAAAACAUACGCUGGGAUUUUAAGCGGAUGUGCAGUUGCGUUUCAUAUCCUGUUGCGUUCUAGGGAGGGGUCAUGCAUUUUGAAACACAUUUUUUUUUAAGUUUGUCUCUUUUACAUCUGCGCUUGCUUAUAUAUUUGCGAAGAGGUUUGUGUGCCUUGCCCCCAGUUUCUUUUGGGAGAUGUGUUUGAGUAGGGGAGCAUCCUCAAACUCACAGAAAGACUAUUUGGUUGAAAGAAAACCCUUUAUUGACAAUUCAGGUGUGAUUAUGUGCAGUUAUUUUCCUUUUUGCUUUAACUGGCCGAAGAGCAGAUCCUUCAAGUG
Molecule: messenger RNA, 991 nt
Organism: Notothenia coriiceps (black rockcod)
Lineage: Eukaryota; Metazoa; Chordata; Actinopteri; Perciformes; Nototheniidae
Gene: ece2a
Product: endothelin converting enzyme 2a
Exons: 4
Coding region: 136-606 (156 amino acids)
Source: RefSeq, a predicted model, not a curated record